AUGCAAGAUCUUGCUCGCGAGUUUGAUGCAGUCAUUAUUGGAACUGGUCCAACUGAGGCUUUGGUUUCUGGUGCAUUAGCACAAAAUCAUAAAACUGUCAUCAAUUUUGAUCAAAAUACACUCUACGGUGGCUGCCGUAGAACAUUUAACAUCCGUGAAUUCAUGGAAUGGGUUCAAACAAAUGGUACAAUUGAUACUAAUCGUGUUACAGAGUUUCUUGGCGAACAAUACAGAGCCUCUGCAUUUUGCAUUGAUUUAGUACCAUCAAUCAUCUACUCUAAUGAUGCCCUCGUUAAAUUACUCAUUGAUUCUGGCUCAGCAGAUUCAAUUAACAUCACAAACAUCGAUGGUCUCUUUUUCCCAAGCAAUGGUCAAUUCCGCCCAAUACCAUCCUCAAAAUCAGCCAUUUUUGCUGAUAAAUUCAUGUCUUUAAAGCAAAAGCGCGCUUCAAUGAAAUUCAUUUCUUCAUUUUUGUCAACAGAAGAAUACGGACAUCAAAUGAAAAGCGAAGAAAUGGAUCAAUUAAUCGCUAGUUACCACGAUAAAGAGCUUUCAGCUCUUCUUACUGAUAUUGGUUUCGAUGAAGAUCUCAUUAAUGCUUUUCAGUAUCUUGUUGCUGCCGCCAAUGGUCCUAUUCUUGUUAAAGAUGCUAUUCCACGUAUAGAACAAUUCGUUAAAUCCAUUGGUAUCUAUAGUUCAAGUCCAUUUAUUUCAUUUUUCUACGGUGUUGCGGAUAUUCCACAAAUAUUCGACAGAAUUUCAGCCGUCUAUGGUGGAAUUUUCAUUCUCAACAAAACAGCUGAUGAAAUUACUAAAGAUGAAAAUGGAGUUUAUCAUUUAAAGGUUCCAGAGAUCGGCGAGGUCACUACAAAGACACUUAUCGUCGGAAGCAACCAAAUUAAGUAUCCAGAAGAUACUCCAAAGCGUCAUUUGGCCGAUAGAGAAGUUCUUGUUACAAAAUACGCUUUACUUCCUAAAGAACGCUCAGUUUUAAUCAUACCACCAGGCAGAUAUGGCAAUCCAAAGCCAGUAUGGAUCUUCCAGUACGACAAAGGCAUGGGAAUGGCUGAAACAGGUUAUUAUGUUAUUCAUUUCGUUUCAAUGGGCGAAACUAAGACGACAUCCAACAGAUUACUCGAACUCAACCCUGAACUCGCUGAAAAUCUUGUUCUCCGUGCAACAUUUGAAGUUACAGAAUUUGAUAAAUCUCCUUGUGAAGGUUGCUACUUUGUAAAGUCACCAACUGUUGAUGAUUUCAUCUUCGGAUUCAAGUACUUCAUUGACCAGGCCAGAGAAAUCGUUAAACAGAUCGGAGAAGAUAUUCCUUUCUAUCCUCCACCAACUGAGGUAGAAGUUGAAGUUCCUAUUGAGGAAACAAACACAGAGAAGAAGGAAGAACAAGAAAAUAAAGAAGGAGAAGCUAAGAAAGAGGAAGAAACAAAGAAUGAUGUUGAAGAAAAGAAAGAAACAAAUAACGAGGAAAAGAAAGAAUAA
Molecule: messenger RNA, 1494 nt
Organism: Trichomonas vaginalis G3
Lineage: Eukaryota; Parabasalia; Trichomonadida; Trichomonadidae
Product: protein geranylgeranylation
Exons: 1
Coding region: 1-1494 (497 amino acids)
Biological process (GO): small GTPase-mediated signal transduction; protein geranylgeranylation; vesicle-mediated transport
Cellular component (GO): cytosol; nucleus; Rab-protein geranylgeranyltransferase complex
Molecular function (GO): GDP-dissociation inhibitor activity
Source: RefSeq, a predicted model, not a curated record